AUGACCACCAUGGGUCCCUUGGGCGCAUACAAUGCCACUGUACCGCAGAUGGCUUCUUUUGCAGCAUCUGCCCAUGUAGCACGAAAUGAUUCACGUCAUUUCCAUGUUCCAUUCCGAUCGCAGUAUGACCGGCUUGGAGAGAACAGGGCAUCGGAAGCGAUUGAAGUGCAUUGGCUACCCAAAAACGCUAGCCAUGAUCACGCAUCAUCAUCUGAUAUAUUUCGUAACUUGGGCCAAAUAUCACCAUAUCAGCCAGCUGAUGACCUGUUUCCUGAAACAGCAAAGCAUCAAGCCAUUCCUGAGCAGUGCCGCCUAGUCCAGGCACACCUACUUCAUCGCCACGGUGCUCGAUAUCCCACUCAUGGGAGCGAUAAGGGCCCUGGUCGAUUUGGUGCGCGUUUAGCUAAAGCGAAUGGUACUUUUCAGGCGUCUGGCGACUUGGCUUUUCUCGGAAAUUGGACUUAUGGCUUGGGCUUGGAAGACCUUGUCAACUAUGGGGCCAAAGGCAUGUUUGACGCAGGAUCGCACGACUACUAUGACUAUGCAGGUCUACUGGAUCACAAGCUCUUGGUGCGUACCACAACACAAAAUCGCAUGCUCGAGUCUGCUCGGUACUGGGCCCUGGGUUUCUUUGGCUGGGAUGCGCCAAACCGCAUGCAUUUUCAAGUGAUCGAUGAGGCGGAGCACAAGAAUAAUACACUUUCGCCGAAAUAUGCGUGCAAGAAUGCGCACGAGAAGCGCUUCAAGUUAGGAGAUGAUCUGAGCGCGUCUUGGCGCGCUGUCUUUUUGCCGCCGAUUGCUGCGCGACUUCAGUCACAUGUUCAGGGCUUCGAAUUUUCGCUCGACGAUGUGUUUGACAUGAUGAGCGCGUGCGCGUAUGAGACUGUCGCCUUGGGCACCUCUGAAUUUUGCCGACUCUUCACCAAGGCGGAGUGGGAGAAUUUCGAGUAUGCCAAGGACCUCGAAGUCCAAGGCAGUGAUGGAUUCAUGGGACCGAUGGCCAGGGCGCUCGGCGUCGGAUGGGUCACCGAGUUCCUGUAUCGCCUGGAACAAAAACCAUUUGCUGGACCAUUUACCUCACAAAAUGCGACGCUAGUAACAAACUCUAAGCAUUUCCCUGUCCACGACAAGCUCUAUGUCGACUUUUCGCAUGAUCGUGUGAUGACAAGCAUUUUGACAGCUCUCAAUAUGACACAGAUCGGCGAUAAACUCGACCCUAAGCGCCCAGAUCCAAAUCGGCGAUACCGAGCCAGUCGCGUUACGCCUUUUGGUGCACGAUUCGCAUUCGAAGUAAUUGAUUGCGGCGAUGAGUCGCCAUGGGUCCGCGCUAAGAUCAAUGAGGCGAUUGUGCCUCUAAAUCAACACCAGGGCUGUACCAAACCGCGACCAGACGGUCUGUGCCCAUUGACACAGUUCGUGCAACACGUGCGACACGCGAUCGAAUCUAUCGACUUUGACCGUGCAUGUAACGAGUAUGACUCCUAA
Malassezia restricta is the source of this 1485-nucleotide messenger RNA. Its product is annotated as repressible acid phosphatase. Lineage: Eukaryota; Fungi; Basidiomycota; Malasseziomycetes; Malasseziales; Malasseziaceae. The transcript has a single exon. Gene Ontology annotation, molecular function: acid phosphatase activity. Bases 1 to 1485 code for a protein of 494 amino acids. The record is from RefSeq and is a predicted model, not a curated record.